Messenger RNA from Penicillium digitatum Pd1, 1755 nucleotides. RefSeq names its product peptide MFS transporter. NCBI's taxonomy places the organism in Eukaryota, Fungi, Ascomycota, Eurotiomycetes, Eurotiales, Aspergillaceae. The record is from RefSeq and is a predicted model, not a curated record. Gene Ontology annotation, biological process: transmembrane transport. Gene Ontology annotation, molecular function: tripeptide transmembrane transporter activity. Gene Ontology annotation, cellular component: plasma membrane; fungal-type vacuole.
AUGGCGUCCACAGACCGUGAGAUUGAUACUACUGCAGCUCCAUCCUACGAUAGCGAGGAGGUCACCCAGCACGUCGUCUUGAAUGAAAAGGCUAUGGAUGCCGAUUUGGAGAAGGAGAAUCAGAUCACCCCGGAUGGCGGCGAACCCACCAUCUUGGAGAAGACUUCCUUGCGCCAUGUCGCAGAGAACCUGCCCCUCUCCGCCUGGCUGGUGGCUGUCGUCGAGCUGUGCGAGCGUUUCACCUACUACGGCAUGUCCGGUCUGUUCCAGAACUACGUCCAGCGACCUCGGGAUGGUAGCGAGGGACGUGGCGCGCUCGGUAUGGAUCACCAAGGUGCCACCGGUCUUACGACCUUUUUCCAGUUCUGGUGUUAUGUUACCCCUAUCCUCGGUGCCAUCGUCGCCGAUCAAUAUCUCGGCAAGUACAAGACUAUUGUGCUGUUCUGUAUGGUCUAUAUGGUUGGUCUGCUCAUCCUCGUCUGCACCUCCAUCCCCUCUGCCCUGGAUCACGGUGCGGGUCUUGGUGGCUUCGUUGUCGCCAUAUUGAUCAUUGGCCUUGGUACCGGUGGUAUCAAGAGUAACGUGGCUCCUUUGAUUGCGGAUCAGUACAAGCGGAAAAAGAUGGCUAUCACCACCACCAAAAAGGGCGAACGCGUGGUAAUCGACCCGGCCCUGACCAUCCAGCGUAUCUACAUGAUCUUUUACGGAUGCAUCAACCUCGGUUCGCUAUCCCUUCUCGCCACUCCUUACAUGGAAUUGUACAUCGACUUUUGGCCCGCCUACCUUCUUUGUCUCUGCAUGUUCAUGGUCGGUACCGUGGUGAUUGUUCUCGGCCGCAAGUACUACGUCGUUCGCCCACCCCAGGGCUCCAUCAUCACCAACGCUUUCCGCGCCCUUUGGAUUAUGAUCAAGAAUCGCAACACGGAUGCUCCCAAGCCCUCCUGGCAGAACGAGCACAAUGGUGUGUCGGCUGUCGACUGGGACGACCACUUUAUCGAUGAGCUGAAGCGUGCCCUGGUCGCGUGCCGCGUCUUUGCCUUCUAUCCGAUCUACUGGGUCGUCUAUGGACAAUUCUCCGGCAACUUCGUAACCCAAGCCGGCCAGAUGGAAGGCCACGGCAUUCCCAACGAUCUAAUGCAGAACUUUGAUCCCAUCUCCAUCAUCGUCUUCAUUCCCAUUCUUGAAUCCUGUAUCUACCCCCUGAUGCGCCGCAUGAAGAUCCCCUUCCCCCCCAUCACCCGUAUCUCCCUUGGCUUCAUCGUCGCCUCGCUUGCCAUGAUGUACGCCGCCAUCGUGCAACACCUGAUCUACUCCGCCGGCCCCUGCUACGGCCACCCUCUGUGCGCGGCCUCCGAGGUCGAUGGCUCAGCCCAAGGCAACAGGGUGCACAUCGCCAUUCAAACCCCGGCCUAUGUCUUCAUCGGUUUGUCUGAGAUUUUCGCCUCCGUCUCCGGUCUCGAGUACGCCUACACCAAGGCGCCACCCAGCAUGAAGUCCUUCGUGCAGUCGAUGUUCCUCCUCACGAACGCGUUUGGAUCUGCUCUCGCCGAAGCCCUCACCCCCGCCGCCUUUGAUCCCGCCAUCAUGUGGAUGUUCGCCGGUCUUGCCUGUGCAUCCUUCUUGUGUGGUUUCAUCUUCUACGCCCUCUUCCGUCACCUGAAUGCAAAGGAAGACGACAUGAACGCCCUUGAUGUCGAGGACAACGAGCCAGAAGCUCCGCUCGGUACGGAACCGCGCCAGUCCAAGCCCGAAUAA